AUGUCAGUUGAAGACAUCUCAUCAGAUCUGAUAUCAUUAAAAUCGAUAUCCAACCUUCAAGCUUCGAAUUUUAAAAUAAUUUAUGAUUCAAAUGCGAACAUCAACAAAACUACAGUUUCUCUGCAAUUAGACUCAUCACAAGUUAACAUAGAUAUUAUAAAUGUCACAGGAAAUGUAAGUUUCGGAGCACAAUUUCAAGGUUUAAAAAUUUCACUUGAAAAUGACAACAAAAUUCAAUUAAACGUUUUCAAAUGCCACGUAGAUUUGAAUUUCUACAUGAUUACCCCUCAUUCUACACUUAAAAUUUGGCAAUAUUUUGUUUCACAAGCCAUGCUCAAAUCAUUCAUCCAUUUCAACCUUGUUGAGCCAACAAAUAUAAUUGCCAGCAGAUUUCCAGUACAUUCUAUUUUGAAUCACGGAAUAUCUCCACAACACGUGCAAUUUUACGUUCACUCCACCAAUGAUAUCAAUUAUAUGUCAGAAUACAUGUCAAAUUUGGUACAUUUCGACUUAAAAAACUCAAAUGCAAAUUUCAUAUUGGCAAAUCUUUCAUAUUUACAAUAUUUGAAUGCGUCAAACUCAAAUAUCACAUUCAACAAUGUAGACAAAAUGAAUUUCAUGAUCUUUUCUACAAAACUUUCAAAUUCUAAUAUUUAUACCGGAGAAAACAAUGUUUUGGUUAUGAUAGACUUGGAUUUCUACAAGUCUAAUUACUAUGGGAACUAUUAUAUGAUGAGAAACUUCAGAUUUACAGGUGGAUUUUCUUAUUUCCAAAAUGUAACGAUUUCUGAAUUUAUUUCGAUCACUUUUGCAGGACAUUCAUCCGCAAUGUCAUUACAAAUUGAUAAUUUCCAUGACGGAAGUGAAAAAUAUUUUAAUUUUAAUAUAAAAUCUAGUACUAAGUAUUAUCGCAAUAUUAUUUGCAGCAAACAGAAGAAUUUCAUGCAAAAGGAGACAAUGAAGUUCAUUGAUAGCGAUACAAUCAAGUUUUAUGAUAUUUUAUAUCAUGAAUCAGAAAAUGAAGGAAAUUAUUGUAUAGAUUUGAAUCGAACUGAUGAUGGAAACUAUAAAGAACAUCUUAAACUAUGUUUCGUUGACAGUUUCUAUUUUUGUCCGGAUAAUUACAUAAUUGAUGAUAAUUUACAAAAAUAUCAUCCAAAUGAGUCAUCAAUUGUUGAUAUUUAUAUAUCUAAUCAGAGUGUACAUACAAUAGACCUCUCUGAUUGUCACCAAGACGUAAGAAUUGAAUGGGAAAAUGCAGAAUUAGAUAAAUUAGACUUAAACAUCAAAGGAACAUCAUUUAAAUCAUUGAAACUGAUUGGUAUCAAUGCUUAUUUUAACAAUGAUAUCAAUAUUGGUACUGUUUCCCUUAUUCAUUCUGAUAUUUAUUCGAAUUUUUCUGUUUCAGUGACAGAAAUGAAAUUUGAUACGUACUCGGACUUCAGAAGUACAAAUUAUACCAUUAAAGGGUAUGAAUUGUUGAAUUACUCCCCAAAAAACAUUAGUUUUGAGAAUGAUGGGAUUAUUAUUGAUGACAGAAGAUUCCGCAGGAGCCAAACAAUUACUAUUGAUAAUAACCUGCCUUGGAUUACAGAAAUCAAUCUAAAUUCGCAAUCUCCUGGCAAUGUAUUUCUCAAAAACAACCAUCCGAACUCUGUCAUUAUAAUUGACUCCAGAAAUUCAUCAGCAGUUGAAUCUUUGAGGAUUGAUCCGUGUGGAACUGUUGCUUUUCGUGAUGUUGCCGGAAAAAUUCCAAUUAAUUUCACGAUUUCAUCUGAAACUCAAUUUAUUAUACCAGAAAACUUCAGUGUUGAGUUUGAUCAGAUAGAAAUCAUGAACCCUUUGAAUCUUUUGCUUGAUAAUAACAUAAAAGUAUCGAAUAUUAAAAUUUCUCAAGCAGGAAGGGUCAUCGGUGGCACGUUGAAUACUCAUGAUUUGUAUUUGGACUCAUCCGACUAUUUAAAUGUCGGAACUUUUUCGGCAGAUAAUAUUAAUUUUUCAGAAAACGCGUUUGCAAGGCUAACUUACAAUCCAGAUGAAUCAGGAAAUAUCAUUAUCCCAUUUAACUCUUCUUCUAUCCCUUAUAUUGAAAUGGAUUUGCAAGAAUCUAAAAAAGGUGAAAUAGAAUUUGUUGCAACAGAUACACAACAAAUAGCUGUUAGUUCCAGCAUCAAAGACUUCAAAGUUAUUGUUCUAAAACUUUCCAAAUCAAAAUGUAAAAAUUGGAAAACAAAAAUUUCAUCAAAAUCAACAUUUGAUAUAGGAUCAAUAAUAGACACAAGCUGUGUCAUUGAAAACAAACAAGCCGUGUUCUAUCUCGUCAAGAAACAGAAUAUGAAGACUUGGCUCAAAAUUGUUAUUAUUAUUUCAUCAGUUGUUGGAUUCAUUUUGUUAGUUACAUUCUCAGUUUGCGUUUAUGCGAAGAUAAAGAGGAGAAUUGAGCUCAAAUACUUGAAUAGGAUUUAUGACGAACAAUCUGAAUCAAGAAAUAGCGAACAUGGUGAUGAUAUAGAUUUUUAA
Trichomonas vaginalis G3 is the source of this 2520-nucleotide messenger RNA. RefSeq lists its product as uncharacterized. The record is from RefSeq and is a predicted model, not a curated record. The coding region runs from base 1 to 2520 and encodes 839 amino acids. The transcript has a single exon. NCBI's taxonomy places the organism in Eukaryota, Parabasalia, Trichomonadida, Trichomonadidae.